GUUCUUUGAGUAUGCCCGCAAACUCGUUUCUCUACGCUGUACUCACCAUCUGUUCACCGUAUGCAGCGGUAGCACAGCUGCAGAAGACGUUUGCUCGAGUUUCGAAAACUAUCUAUCUUCAUUUAUCUCUACUUAUUGGCUCGUCACAGUACUAUGUCUUCGUCUCUUGGAUACCCCUCUGUUGGGCACAGGGUGCUCGAUAUCCCGGAAAUUAUAGAACAGAUCCUACAAUACCUGGAUGUCAAGAAUAACAUUCGCAAUGCAGCUGUUUGCAAACGUUGGCGUGACAUUGCUCUUAAUCUUGCCUGGAGGCAUGUAUCUGACAUUGUCUUGCUCUUCCACGCAUUGGCACCACUGGUUCGCGUUGAGCCAGGGGACGGGAAUGCCUACCAGACAUUUAAUUUCGCCCGGCCUCUUCGGGCCAGCGACUGGGAGCACUUCAGAAAAUUCGCCUUUCGCGUGCGAUCAUUGACUUACGGCAGCCAUUUUGGCCCUAUACGCAGGGAUCUCAGCGUUCUCGCCUUUGAUGAAGUUGCUCGCAAUCGUCCCCCAUUCAAUGUUCUUCCUGCGAUCCUACCUCACCUGCAAGAAUUGGAAUGGCUUCCUCACCAGUUCGGCCGGCUCGAAUAUUCGCUAAUGUUCAUGCAUGACAAGAUGACCAAGUUUACCGUUGAACUCUUCAAAGAGGAUCCAUAUCCUAUACAAUCCCUGUUUGACGAAAUCCGUUUGAGGAUGCCGGACCUUCUCCAUCUUGAUUUGCGAUUUGUGUUUUCCAUGCGUGACAUAGAAGACGACGCGGUUGCGCUUUUCGGAGCGCUCACAAAGCUGAAGAAGAUCAUCCUCCCCGUCUUCACUAUCACUAGUGGAGUCAUGGAGGCGCUGUCCAAGCUACCUAAUCUAGGGACGGUCCAGUUUGAGUAUGUCGAUUGGCAAGGCAAAGGCGAUUGUAAUGACGUACUUCCCUUCGCCCCUCGGCUCGAAGAUGGCGCCUUCCCAUCGUUGUGGGACCUCUCGCUCAGUACGACUAUCCGCGACAUCGCAACUUUCACAACGGCGGAUUUCGCGCCUACGAAUAUAACUCAUCUCUAUAUUCAUGUCCUUGAUACCGCAUCGCCCUCCGAACUCAACCAAUUCCUCAUCGCCAUAUCCGAAAAUUGCCAACUCUUGACGGACCUGUAUAUCACUAUGACCAAAUACCCUGCUUAUACACCAGAGGAUAUUGCCCCAUCAGGAAGUGGUCCUACUUGGGAAACAUUGAAGCCGCUGCUAUCGUGUCCCAAUUUGGUGCAUUUCCAGCUUGUUUGGGACCAGCCAGUCAAGAUGACGCAGGAGAACAUGGAGGAAUUGGCGGUCAAAUGGCCUUCCCUUGAGGUCCUCUAUCUCAAUUGCGAACCAUUGUUCCCAAUCGAGGACUCAACCUUGACUCUUCGAGCACUUCUUCCGCUUGCACGCCAUUGUCCCAAAUUACGGGAAUUGGGGUUGUAUGUGUCAACCGAUGGGCAUGAUUUGUCCACAAAGGACGGAUCAACAGUCAUGCCUUUCAAGAAUCUCAAGGUGCUCAACUUCGGUCUCUCAAGAAUUUCCGAUCCCAAUCCAGCGGCCUUAUUCCUUAGCGAGAUCUGUCCGUUAGGAUGCGAUGUCGUGAGUGGCGUGACCUGGCCAGACGACCUCAGCCCUAGCCUCGAAAGUGAAGAACAGACGUCUGAUUGGCCACAACACUGGGAAGAGGUGGGCAAGUUGCUGCCAAUUUUGACAACCUUGCGAAUGGAAGAAGGAGCGAAGCGGAAAGCUUUGGAAAAGGAGGUCGGAGAGUUGCGCAAGCAAUGUAGGGCACUGGCGAUGAGUGCAAUUGGUCAUGAGAAUGCAGUGACGAGUGGUCUGGGUCCCAAUGAUUCCUGCAUCCUGCUGUAAAUGGACUAGCGUGGGGUGAGUUAGUUAUUAUGAUUGCUAUCAAACAAGCUUCAACACGGCGUACUGAUUACCUGUUAACAGGUCCAGCUUUCGGCCGUCUUGGAGAAGCCCUACAGCGAUAACAUUGUCUUGUUGCGUCUUGGACGGUGUCAGCUGGUGUCCAAGAAUGAACAAGAAUGAACAACCGUGUAUUCACUGUGCGUCAACAAAUAGCCGUGCUAGCCGCGCACAAAGGUUUCAGGGAUAGGAUUGACACUUGAGCGUUUGCUUUGCUUGCAGGACACGCCCGAACAGCGUGGUCGUGGGUGUGGCGAGAGCUAAGCCUAUAGCUUCGCAUGGAUCUUGCAGGGCUGUUAUUUUGUUUUACGACCGACAUGCCGACUUGAAGAGGUGUAGUGUGUACGUUUGGUUCCGUGUACUAAGCACUUCAGAUCUGUACAAUGGGGUUGAUACUGGCUUGGGAUAUCAGCUCUGGAUGGGCGUCGGCAACUAAGCAAACAAGAACUUCUAUAUUUCAGUGAUAUUUCCGACCGACGUCUUCACGGAACAUUUUCAUCAGCAGAGAACACCGGCUGAGUCGCCGAGAAAAUUCACCGGCAGGGCGGUGUUUAGGUCAUUAGUAACCGUUCGGCCAUUCAAACGGGAAUGAGGCCCUUUCAGGCCGAAUCGUUUAGCAGAAGGAUAUAUACCUUUCACCAUGACUAGUAGAACAAAUAUAUUCCACUUCUGCUUAUC
This is a messenger RNA of Somion occarium, 2646 nucleotides long. The record is from the annotation of a GenBank genome assembly. Lineage: Eukaryota; Fungi; Basidiomycota; Agaricomycetes; Polyporales; Cerrenaceae.